Messenger RNA from Girardinichthys multiradiatus, 3079 nucleotides. It is a transcript of the gene irf5, whose product is annotated as interferon regulatory factor 5. Bases 188 to 1672 code for a protein of 494 amino acids. NCBI's taxonomy places the organism in Eukaryota, Metazoa, Chordata, Actinopteri, Cyprinodontiformes, Goodeidae. The record is from RefSeq and is a predicted model, not a curated record. The transcript is spliced from 9 exons. Gene Ontology annotation, biological process: immune system process; regulation of transcription by RNA polymerase II. Gene Ontology annotation, cellular component: nucleus. Gene Ontology annotation, molecular function: RNA polymerase II cis-regulatory region sequence-specific DNA binding; DNA-binding transcription factor activity, RNA polymerase II-specific; protein binding.
UAUCUGAGCGGAAGCAGUUUUCCAGAUUCACUUUACUGCAGCUGAACGGCUCUCAGGGACUUUCUGUGACUGUCAUGCGGUCCCGGCUCCGAGCAUUUAGCCUGUUUGUUUGACCGUUAGGAGCGGAGCACGCAGAACCGGAACCAGGAAACGAGAUCAGCUCCCAGAACUCCUAGUCUGCACAGCCAUGAGCAUCCACCCCCGCAGGAUCCGCCUGAAGCCCUGGCUGCUGGCCCAGGUGAACAGCGGCAGAUAUCCGGGUCUCCAGUGGCUCAAUUCGGCCCACCGGCUCUUCCAGAUCCCCUGGAAGCACGCAACCCGCCACACACCCGUGUCAGAGGAGGAGAACACCAUCUUUAAGGCGUGGGCUGUGGAGACGGGAAAAUACCAGGAGGGAGUGGACGAGCCCGACCCGGCCAAGUGGAAGGCCAACCUGCGCUGCGCCCUGAACAAGAGCCGGGAGUUCCAGCUGAAAUAUGACGGCACCAAGGAGACGCCGCUCAAACCCUACAAAAUCUAUGAAGUGUGCGACGUGCCCGGCCACGCAGACGGCGCUGAGGACGACGAUGAGGAGAUGCCGAACCUGAUGGACCUUACGAUCAACCCACGGAUCAACGAACCGACCUCCUUCCCCCCCUUCGGUCUGUCCUCCAACAGGACGUUUGGAUCUCCCCAGGUGAUCCCGAUGCCUCUCCUACCAAUGAGUUCCGACCUCCAGCCGCGGGGUCCAGUGGUGGAUCCAGGGAGCUUUGGCCCACCUGGAGAACUUCCUAAUGAACUCCAGGACCUGAACUUGCUUUCUACUACAGUUUCCGCUGCUCAGCCCAUAUCAAUGGAGACCAGCAGCAUGGAGUCUAUCCAGACAGACUCUCGGAACCACCAAACCUUCAAGUAUGAUCUGCUGAGCAGCGUCCCACUAACAGAUCUGGACCUGAAGUUCCUCUACAGGGGCCGAGCGAUGGGGUCUCUAACUGUCAGCAACCCCCAGGGCUGCCGGCUCUACUACGGACACUUGGAACCAACCCCAGAACAGGUGGACUUGUUUGGGCCGAUCACUCUGCAGCAGGUCCUGUUCCCAGGAACAUCGGAAAUCCAGAACCAGAAGCAGCAGUUCUACACAGACGCUCUACUGGACGUGAUGGACCGAGGUUUGAUCCUGGAGAUUGAGCAGCAGGAUAUUUAUGCCAUCCGCCUCUGUCAGUGCAAGGUGUUCUGGUCAGGACAAGGGAUGCCAGAACAGGGACCACCAAACCCAAUGGAGAGGGAGAGAAGGAUCAAAGUGUUUAGCCUCAAUGAAUUCCUGCAAGGGCUCAUUUUGUUCCAGAAAGGUGAAGCUCCAAACCCUCCACCCUUUGAGGUUUACUUCUGUUUUGGAGAAGACUGGCCAGACAAGAAACCAAAAGAGAAGAAACUCAUUAUAGUCCAGGUGGUUCCUGUGGUGGCUCGGAUCCUGACAGAGAUGUUCUCAGGAGAACUGAACUGGUCCACUGACAGUAUCCGGCUGCAGAUCUCAAACCCUGAUGUGAAGGACCAGACAGUGGAACAGUUUAAAGAACUGCAAAGGCUCCUGCAGAACCAACUGGGUGCCCAGGGGCCCUGGGCCCCCACUGUUCCCCCUGGGUCUCUGGAUGCUUCCAUGAGCAACGCAUCGAGUGGAUUCUCCUGCAGCUGAAACCUCCCUCACAAUGAGAUCCUGGACAGGAAACAUGAGCCACUGGACUGGUCCGGUCACCUUUGACACUGAAGUCACGAAGGGUUCGGGUCAAAGCUUCUCUGACUGAUUCCACAGAAUCUUAUUUCAUACUUUUACAGAUCAUUGGUGGACCAGAAACAACCAGAACUUGAAUGAAGCAGUCUUCCAGCUUCAUGAUUUAUGCUUUGCUGUGUUUAAAAAGCUCCAAUGAUUUGUUCUGAAGAAUACCUCAGGAUGCCCAACCAGUGUUCUGCCUGCAUAGCUAAGAAGUUUCAGUGGUGGGGCACCACCUUGGUCCACUCUGGAUGGGUUUGUGUUUGGCUUCUUCCCAAACUUUGACAUCUCUAUAUACAAAGUAGUGUCCCAAAUUCUCCAGAUCCAGUCCUAAACUGUCAGCCAGAAUUUUCUGUGAUCUUUUAAAUGGGUCUUGACCAAUAGUUUGUUCUAAAGGUCUUUCUUUGGACUUUGGCUGCUUUUUUGACUCGUUCCAGUCUCUGGUUCUGACCGUUUUCAGAUGAAAAUCAUUCAGACCUCAGGUGGAGAAGCAGGGCUGUGGCGACACAGAGCCAAGAUAAGUUAGUGAGACAUGCAGCAGAACUUUAGCUCCAACAAGGUGAUUCCGAGACAUCUUCUCAUAAUGUAGAUGAUCAGCUGGAGGGUGAUGCAGGUUCUGGUUCUGGUUUUCGAUGAAGUCUUAAAUGUUUCUUAAACACAGGACUUUCAGAUCCUGUUCAGCUGCUGGAGAUGUUUGUCCUGACACACUGACCUCCACUUAGGGGUCAGGGCUACCUCACACUGGUUUCCAACUGCACCAUGACCCAAAAUAACUCAGCCAGAACCUUGAUGGUCUCUGCAGUGUCAUGAUAACCCAAACACUGAACCACACACAAUCAGCCACAUUAAUCCAAAACCCUUCCAGAACUGGACUGGAGAUGAUAAGCAGCUGAAAACUAAUGAUCAUUAAGCCCAAAUUAAGAGAUUUCCUUACAGCCUGGCUCAUUGGAAGGAAAAUAAUGAUUGUUCUGGAGUUCAGGCAGGGAUAUUCGGUACCAUCCUUUGCUGUGAUCUUUGAGGUCCGGUCUUUCCUUGUUCCCGGGUUCAGGAUGUCGGUCGGCACCGCUGCAGUAUUUGUUUUUCCUCCUGGCUUGUGUCACUGAGCUGGAAACAUGCUGCGCCUGUUGGAACAUGUUGCUACAAACCUAGAGGUAGAACCUGAAGACGGUCCGACUCAGGUCCAUCAGAACACACUCUUCACUGGUGUACUACAGGCACUGAACAGUAAAACACUCGAUAUCAUUGUUUAUGUAGUAUUUCAAAGUACAUUUUUGUACCUUUACCAGUGAAAUCAUGUUUCUACUUUGAUGAAUAAAGGGUCAAUCCCAAUAA